AUGUUCUACUAUCCCAAUGUGCUUCAGCGCCACACCGGCUGCUUCGCCACUAUCUGGCUGGCAGCGACGCGCGGCAGCAGGUUGGUGAAGCGUGAAUACCUGAAGGUGAAUGUGGUGAAGACCUGCGAGGAAAUCCUCAGUUAUGUGCUUGUACAAGUCGAACCCCCGCAGCCCGGCCUGCCCCGCCCGCGCUUCUCCCUCUACCUCUCAGCCCAGCUUCAGAUCGGUGUGAUCCGGGUCUACUCACAACAAUGCCAGUACCUCGUAGAGGACAUACAGCACAUCCUGGAGCGCCUGCACCGUGCCCAGUUGCAGAUCCGCAUAGAUAUGGUGGAGACUGAACUACCCAGCCUGCUGCUUCCUAACUGCCUGGCCAUGAUGGAGACCCUAGAAGAUGCUCCAGAUCCCUUUUUUGGGAUGAUGUCUGUGGAUCCCGGACUUCCCAGCCCCUUCGAUAUACCUCAGAUUCGACAGCUUUUGGAGGCUGUGACCCCAGAGAGAGUUCCUGAUGAGGCCCCUGCAGAGCCUGGGAAGCCAGACAGGCCCGUGGUCACUGUGCUGUCUCCUGAAGCCAUCACGCUCCAAGAGGCAGAGCCCAUACGCAUGCUGCAGAUUGACGGUGAACGGGACCUCCCAGAGGUUAGCCGACGGGACUUGGACCUGCUCAUUGCUGAGGAAGAUGAAGCCAUCUUGCUGGAGGAACAAGGCAGGCCUGUCCAGCAGCCAGAGCCACUUCCAGGCCAGGUCCUGGCCCCAGAGGAGGUGAAGCCAGCAGUCUGGGAACCUGAGGCCCUGCUUGCUGAGGUGACGCCCCCGCCCCCGCAGGAGCUGCCUCUACCAGCCCCACUCAGUCCAGAGAGGCCCCCAGUCUCCCCACCUGCUCGCCGCCGCAGUCGCCGCCGCCAGUUAUUGUUCUGGGACAAGGAGACUCAGAUCUCCCGGGAGGAUUUCCAGAAACAACUGCAAACCAGAGCUCACUGCUGGGAGUGUCCAAUGGUGCAGCCCCCUGAGAGGACCAUCAGAAGCCCCACAGAGCUGUUCCGAACCCCAACUUACUCUGGCUGGCUACCCCCAGAACUACUGGCUUUCUGGACCCACUGUGCCCAGCCCCCCCCCAGAGCACUCAGGCGAGCGCCACCCGCAGAGCUCGCAGCGGAGGCUGCCGAGAGGGAGGCAGCGGCAGAGGAGGAAAGGAGAAAGAUGGAAACUCCGAGUGAUAUCGAGGUCCUAAGGGAGGCCCAGGAGCCCAGUGGGCCCCUCAUGCUGUCUUCAGAGCUCUCCAUAGAAACGGCUGAGGAGGAGAAGUCCCACAUCAGCCUCAUCCCCCCGGAAGAGCGGUGGGCCUGGGCCGAGGCAGAGCAGCCAGAGCCCCCUGCGCUGCCUGUGGUGCUGGAACUCCCCGAGGUGCCCGUGGAGAUGCCGUUGGAGCUGCCUCCGGAGGCUGAGCUGCUCUCACUUGAGGCUGUGCACAGGGCAGUGGCACUGGAGCUGGAGGCCAACAGGGAGCCAGAGUUCACCAGCCUGGUGUCACCUCUCAGCCCUCGCAGGAUGGCUGCCCGAGUCUUCUACCUGCUCCUGGUGCUCGCAGGUCAGCAGAUCCUUCGCAUGGAACAAGAGAAGCCAUAUGGACGCCUCCUGAUCCAGCCGGGGCCCCGAUUCCACUGUGGUUAGAGCCAGUUUAGAAGCUGCUAAGAAACCAGCUAUGUUAAACCAUGUCUUGCCUUACUAGCCCCUGCCUGUCUCCUUUCUGGACA
This is a messenger RNA of Molossus molossus (Pallas's mastiff bat), 1754 nucleotides long. It is a transcript of the gene REC8, whose product is annotated as REC8 meiotic recombination protein. Gene Ontology annotation, molecular function: chromatin binding; protein binding. The record is from RefSeq and is a predicted model, not a curated record. Lineage: Eukaryota; Metazoa; Chordata; Mammalia; Chiroptera; Molossidae. Gene Ontology annotation, cellular component: cohesin complex; synaptonemal complex. Gene Ontology annotation, biological process: synaptonemal complex assembly; replication-born double-strand break repair via sister chromatid exchange; mitotic sister chromatid cohesion.